AUGCUCACUGCAAGGAUGGUCCCACUGCUCGUCCUGCUCCUCAUCUUCUCCCUGCACUGCGCCGCAGCCCACUUCACGCCCACCGAAUGCUGCUUUGAGUACGCACAGAAACCCAUCCGACACAUCCAGAGUUUCUAUGAGACACCCAGCAACUGCCCCUUGCAUGCAGUUGUGUUUGUGGCUGCCACCGGUGCUGAGGUCUGCACCAACCCCAGGAAGCCCUGGGUGAAGAAAGCCAUGAAAAAGCUUCAAAGGAAAUAA
Leptosomus discolor (cuckoo roller) is the source of this 261-nucleotide messenger RNA. Its product is annotated as C-C motif chemokine 4 homolog. The record is from RefSeq and is a predicted model, not a curated record. Gene Ontology annotation, biological process: immune response. Gene Ontology annotation, cellular component: extracellular region. NCBI's taxonomy places the organism in Eukaryota, Metazoa, Chordata, Aves, Leptosomiformes, Leptosomidae. Gene Ontology annotation, molecular function: chemokine activity.